This is a messenger RNA of Symbiodinium pilosum, 1317 nucleotides long. NCBI's taxonomy places the organism in Eukaryota, Dinophyceae, Suessiales, Symbiodiniaceae. The record is from the annotation of a GenBank genome assembly.
AUGUCGGCAGCACAAAUCCAGGAGCUUUUCAAGAGGUUUGACAAGGACGGCAAUGGAAGGAUAUCGGCGUCUGAACUGCAGAAUGUUCUGACCUGGAUCAACAAAGACAUUACUGUUGCUGAAAUCGGACAAAUCCUGCGUGAAGUCGACACCAACAAUGACGGUGCCAUCGAUUACAACGAAUUUGUUGCGUGGACGCAGGGCGGGAGGAAGACGUUGGCCAAAAAGAAGCAAGCGUCCCUGGUGCCGGACCUCCAAGCCGCACUGGAAAGAAGCCAGUCAGAAGCUGCGGCUGUGGCCUCGAUUCCUUUUGAUGCCGUCAUGGCAGUCACCUACACAGGUGAGAUCAAACAGUUUGACAAGAGUGGCGGCACGCUGGAGGCCAUGGGAGUCAGGACGCCACACAACCAGAGGUAUACGAACGUUGAAGAUGAUAUCAAGCAUUUGGAGAAAGUGAAGGAUCCUCACAAGCUCAACCUCAACUGCUUCGCAGUUGAUUGGACCUCAAGGAACGUGGUGACUGCAUCUGCUGACCACACGCUGAAGAUGUGGAACUUCUAUGGCAACGUACUCCGAACGUACGCAGGACACCCAUCAGAGGUGCUGUGUGUUGAAGUUGAUUGGAAGAACCAUCGAAUGAUCAGUGGAAGCUUAGCUUCCGACCUGAAGAUGUGGAGACUGGACAGCUCGACCCCGCUGCGCUCCUUCACAGGAUCAGGGUCCGGCGGCAUCAACUGUCUCUGUGUCAACUGGCGGAUGCAUCGAGCCCUCUGCGGUUGCGGCAAGGUGAUCGAAUUGUGGGACAUAUCUUCGAAAUCCAACAGCGAUGAGACAACCUCAGGGCGGCUGCAUGUGUUUCAAGCCCACACGUCUACGGUGACGUCGCUUCAAGUGGACUGGGCUGAGCAGAUCAUGAUCUCAGCAUCCUCAGACAAGACCCUGCGCAGAUGGGAUUUGAGAGAUGCGGUACUCCGGGAGACCUUCCCCGUUGGAGAUGCUCAGAUCAGGUGCCUCGCGAGCCCCUCCACACCAGCCGCAUCUGUCAUAGCGGGAGAUGAGAAGGGCCAGAUCCAUAUCUGGGACACCCAGUCUGGGACCGUUCGGAAGCGAAUGUCUGGACACAAGGACGGCGUUCUUUGCAUCUCUCAAGUCCAUGCAGGUUUCAUGGUGAGCGGAGGGCGAGAUGGAAAGCUGUGCUACUGGCGACUGGAAGACGGUGUUUGCCUGCGGUCUGUGGAGGUUUCAGAGGUGAGUGCAGGCAUGCUGGGUCACCAGAUUUUGAGAAUUGUUGCCUUGACUGUCCAGGUCUUGAGGUAA